Molecule: messenger RNA, 4011 nt
Organism: Danio rerio (zebrafish)
Lineage: Eukaryota; Metazoa; Chordata; Actinopteri; Cypriniformes; Danionidae
Gene: cbl
Product: Cbl proto-oncogene
Biological process (GO): protein ubiquitination; cell surface receptor signaling pathway; regulation of signaling
Cellular component (GO): cytoplasm
Molecular function (GO): ubiquitin protein ligase activity; metal ion binding; ubiquitin-protein transferase activity
Source: RefSeq, marked provisional
GUGAAAGCAGUUGUUCUACCACGUCCAGACACCCAUCAAAACUUAUUUUUACGCGUUAUUUUUAAACGGGUUCCGCCGCCCUCCCCGAGCGUUUUUAAACACAGCGUCAAACGGCGGUUUGCUGCACGGGGGAUUUAAUGGGAGUCUUGCAUCGGUAAAGCGCUUCUCCCCCCCUUGACGGACCCUCGCUCGAACCGAACCGGACUCGGGCGCUGUCCUCACCGGGGGGUAUCCGAUCCCAGUUAUAUUUUGACUGCGAAAACAACACUCCGGAGUCCGAAUAUGGCAGGAAAUCUGAAGAAAGGUGGGGGGCUUAUUGGCAUGAUGAAGGACGCUUUUCAGCCUCACCAUCACCUCCACCACUCCCAUCACCAGCCCGGAGCCGUGGACAAAAAGACGGUGGAGAAAUGCUGGAAAUUCAUGGAUAAGGUGGUACGGUUAUGCCAGAACCCCAAAUUGGCCUUGAAGAACAGUCCUCCGUACAUCCUAGACUUGCUGCCAGAUACAUACCAGCAUCUCCGCACUAUCCUGUCUCGAUAUGAAGGCAAGAUGGAAACGCUAGGCGACAACGAGUACUUCCGUGUUUUUAUGGAGAACUUGACCAAGAAGACCAAACAGACCAUAAGCCUGUUCAAAGAUGGCAAAGAGCGAAUGUUCGAGGAGAACUCUCAGCCCAGACGGAACUUAACAAAGUUGUCGCUGAUUUUCAGUCACAUGCUCGCUGAGCUCAAAGCCAUCUUUCCUAAUGGUCUGUUUCAAGGGGACAACUUCAGAAUCACCAAAGCGGAUGCCGCAGAGUUCUGGAGAAGAUCGUUCGGGGACAAGACCAUUGUGCCUUGGAAGGUGUUCCGUCAGGCCCUGCAUGAGUUUCACCCCAUCAGCUCAGGCCUGGAGGCCAUGGCACUGAAAUCCACCAUCGACCUCACAUGCAACGACUACAUCUCCGUUUUUGAGUUUGACAUCUUCACCAGGCUAUUCCAGCCAUGGUCGUCAUUGUUGAGAAACUGGAACAGCCUGGCAGUGACUCAUCCCGGGUACAUGGCUUUUCUAACCUAUGAUGAAGUCAAAGCUCGUCUACAAAAAUUCAUCCACAAGCCUGGCAGCUAUAUCUUCAGACUGAGCUGUACGAGGCUCGGACAGUGGGCUAUCGGUUACGUCACGGCUGAUGGAAACAUCUUGCAGACCAUUCCUCAUAACAAACCCCUCUUCCAGGCCCUCAUCGAUGGCUUUAGAGAAGGAUUCUACCUUUUUCCAGAUGGACGCACUCAAAACCCAGACCUCACAGGACUGUGUGAACCCUCACCUCAAGACCAUAUCAAAGUCACACAGGAGCAAUAUGAGCUGUACUGUGAGAUGGGCUCUACCUUCCAGCUGUGUAAGAUUUGUGCUGAGAAUGACAAGGAUGUGAAGAUCGAGCCCUGCGGACACCUCAUGUGCACUUCCUGUCUUACAGCCUGGCAGGAGUCAGAAGGCCAAGGCUGCCCAUUCUGUCGCUGUGAAAUUAAGGGUACAGAGCCCAUCGUCGUUGACCCCUUUGAUCCUAAGGAUCCCAACAGCGCUGCCUCCUAUGGCUGCAGGGGCAUGUUUGGGGCUGAGGGAGCCCCUUCACCCAGCUACGACGAUGAUGAUGAUGACCGUUUAGAGGAAACUCCUUUCAUGAUUAGCAAGCUGGUCGGCUCUAAAGUGGAGAGGCCGCCCUCGCCGAUGUCAAUCUCCCCUCAGCCCGUCGUUCCUCCAGUACCUCCUCGGCUGGAUCUGCUUCCUCUCAGGCCCACCAACCCUCCUGGGGCCUCAAGUCCAGGGGCCACAUCCAAGGCCCCUUCCCAUCACAAAGACAAGCCAUUACCGCUGCCGCCGGCUCUAAGGGAUCUGCCACCUCCACCUCCCCCAGACCGUCCACACCCAGCUGGAGCAGACAACCGUCUCCCAAGACGUCCUCUCCCCAGUACGCCUGGAGACCCAUCUCGUGACAAACUGCCCCCGGCCCCUCCUAACCGCAACAUGCCAGACUGGAACUCCCGGCCUGUACCCAAAGCCCCAUCACAGCCACCAGCAAGCGGAGACACCCGUGGAUCUCGAGAGCUUUCCAACAGGCACUCUCUGCCUCUCCAACUGCCCUCUACUCUCGAUUCCAGAACAGAAGCCCCCAGAAACAACGGCCCUCCCAGCCUCGACCACCAGCUGAGUUUUGGAUCAUCGAAUCCUGCAUCGGAUUAUGACAGUCCAAAAGUAAAGCCGUCUGCCUCGGCUAAUGCCAUCUAUUCCUUGGCAAUACGGCCUGUUGCAGCAGCAAGAACACAGACAGGGGAGGAAACCAAUGAGAAUGACGAGGAGUCCGAGUACAUGACUCCAUCUUCUCGACCAGUGCUGCCCUCUGCUGCAGGGGAGGCUGUGCCCAGACCACCUCCACCACUCUCACUCAGUCCCAGAAGUAUGCUCAAUGAAUUAGAGUCAGAAAGUCCACAGAUGUAUGAAGCCAUGUACAACAUCCAAGCACAGGCCCUCACAGCUUCUGCACCACAGGCCAGAGACUCGGAUUACUCCGAAUUGCCUCCUUUGACCUGCUCUAAUGGCCCGCGGGAUCCUGUCGGUGCAUAUGCUGAGGAGGAGGAGGAGGAGGAGAACAGCUAUGACUAUCCCAAACCUCAUCUAUCUGCAGCUCUAGCCCGACGCACGCUUUCAGAUGCUAACUCACCAUCCUCCUCAGCCUUCAGCCGCCUCUCCUUUGACAGUGACCUUGGAGCAGCUGCAACUGUCCUGGACCCCUCUGAAGCCCCCGAGCGGCCUCCUAAGCCAUUGCCCCGUCGCAUCAACUCGGAUCGCAGACCCAGUCCAGUUCCCCCCGGGGCGAGUCCAGGCCCCAGCCAGCAGAUCAGCAGUGAGAUCGAGCACCUCUUGAGCCAGGGAUACUCCCAUCAGGACAUCCAAAAAGCCCUAAUGAUUGCACAGAACAAUAUUGAAAUGGCCAAGAACAUCCUGAGGGAGUUUGUGUCCAUCCCUUCUACUGCACAUAUCUUAACAUAACGAAACUUCUCAGUGCACCCAGUCGCAGCCCGGCCACGCUCGCCUCGUAUUCGUCUUGGACUUCAGAAGUCAGUGGCGUGACCCUGCAUUCUUGCUCUAGCGAUGGCAAGAGCCUGUUUCUCCGUAACGCUUCUUGGAUUCUCUGUCCUCCUUCGUGCGCAAGGAACAGCAAGGGUUUUUUUGCGGCCGCUUCUUCAGCCUGAAGCCAACGCAUGUCCCUUGAGGCUAAACAAAGACAAAAAAAAAAGACAAAAACAUGUAUGUGUUUAUAUAUGGUUUAAUAUAUAAAUCAGAAUAUUGAGUAUAGUUAAUAUAUACACAUGUAUGUUGGAGAGGCACAGGGUUACCUGCAGACAUCAGGGUGUGUGAAGUAUUAGGCCUCAGAGUUGGGAUAGCUAAAGGGAGUUCAGUAAACAGCAGACUGCAGCAUUUUCUGGCGUGAAAAAUGGCCUUUACUUGUGUUGCUUCGGUACAUUUUGUUAUUGAGUGUGUGAUUUUUCUUUUUUUUGGUCUGUCUAGUUGCAUGUCGGUCCCCUCAGCGCAGUUACCAGUUUUAGAAAUACCGCUCAGCCCAAAGUGACCCGUUCUCCGAUUGACCUUGACCUCCAGGGUACUGUGGGAUCUUUAUUUCUUUUAAAAGCGUGGUGGCUGGCUGGCAUCGAAAUUGGGCUCUCCGUCAGCCUUGUUACAUCUUUGUAGCAUUACUGUAAGUGUACUGUACCAUGAAAUUCACUUCCCAAAUGUUUUAGGACAGCCAGUCCUUCAAAGUUUCCAAUUGGAAUGCGCUGAUGAAGGGUACACGCAUCUGAUGUCAGGGGACACGUAACCUGUUUGCUCUAAUCUGAAUGUGUCAUUAAUAUGAUGGUCUCCGACAGACUUUUGUGAAGUAGCGUGUUUACUAAAGAUAGUGUUCUCUAACAGAUUAAGGUGCGAGAGGUUGGAGACAAAGUGAAACUGCUUAGUACAACAACAAAACACAAAAAAAAA